AUGGCAAACUUCGCAGAUGUCGCAAAGCAAUUCGUCGAGUUUUACUACCACCAGUUUGAUGCCGACAGGAAGCAGUUGGCUCCGCUCUACAUUCUGACCAUCCGCCAGCGGGAGAACUCUAUGCUGACCUUCGAGUCCGCUUCGAUUGCUGGUGUUGGUGGGAUUGUCGAGAAACUCUCGUGCCUCCCAUUCGAGAAAGUCAAACAUGCCGUGUCAACUCUUGAUGCACAACCUUCUGAGAACGGCGGAAUUUUGAUUCUCGUCACCGGUGCCCUUCUCGUCGACGAGGAGGAGAGAUCCAUGAACUACAGCCAGGCCUUCCAACUCCUCCCAGACGGCGCAGGAAGCUAUUUCAUUUACAACGACAUCUUUAAGUUGGUAUUCGGAUGA
Messenger RNA from Hyaloscypha bicolor E, 390 nucleotides. RefSeq names its product nuclear transport factor 2 domain-containing protein. The record is from RefSeq and is a predicted model, not a curated record. Lineage: Eukaryota; Fungi; Ascomycota; Leotiomycetes; Helotiales; Hyaloscyphaceae. Gene Ontology annotation, biological process: protein import into nucleus. Gene Ontology annotation, cellular component: nuclear pore central transport channel. The coding region runs from base 1 to 390 and encodes 129 amino acids. The transcript is spliced from 6 exons.